Protopolystoma xenopodis is the source of this 627-nucleotide messenger RNA. Lineage: Eukaryota; Metazoa; Platyhelminthes; Monogenea; Polystomatidea; Polystomatidae. The record is from the annotation of a GenBank genome assembly.
AUGUCUGUCUUCCUUGUGAUAAACCCCUCCUUGGAGACGUUUAGUGGUUCCACAGAACAAGACCAAAUGUGUUUGUGCAAUUUAUGUCUUCUUCUCCGUCUUGAUAGUAUCUGCCCUGCCACAAAUCUGCCUUUUUUUGUGUCUUUCUACCAAGGCUUCGGCUUCGGAGUGAUGAUUCUUGACGGGUUCAAGAUAGCUGAACGCUGGGAGCACACGGACGAGGACAACUCCAACUAUAGCAUCCUCUGGAUCCCAAAGCAUCUGGUUCACUUCCUGUACAUAUUUUGGCAAACCUACUUCAUCUUCAAGUAUCACAGAAUUGUUUUCAAUGUGCAAAAGUUCUUCCUCCGCUUCCUCCUGAGCCACAUGGCCGUGGCCAACCUCUGCCAAUGGCUGAAAACUGUAGUGGAGGAGAUCACAGCCGAACGGGCCCACGACUCAGAGACUCCUCAUUUUGAGGGACUCCAUCCGCCGGCCUCAGGCUCGGCUGGUCACCCGAAAACCCACUCGGAAUGGCACCUUCCGAGCAAUUUGCAUCACACUCAGCCGUCGUCCAUGCUCGAAGCUGCCUCAGUAACGGCAGUCAAUUCACCCUCGAACCAUCUUGGCAAGCAAAGUGUCAUUUGA